GCUGGGCUGGGCUGGAGAACAUGGCGGCGGCGGUGGAGGGACAGCAGCGGCAGCGGCAGCAGCAGCAGCAACGGGCCGGGACCGGGACCACGGCCACUGUGGGCCGGUGUUGCUGGAUGAGGAGGAGGAUGAGGAUGCCGGGUGUAGCGGUGCUGGUCGCGGUGCUGGGGCUGGUGCUGGUGCCGGGGGCGCUGUGUGGGCCCGCGGGCCCGGGCAAGGAGUGCGACAAACCGUGUGUUCACGGCAGCUGCAGCGCGACCACCGGCCAGUGCGUGUGUCCGGCCGGGUGGGUGGGAGAGUCGUGUCAGCACUGCGGCGGCAGGUUCAGAUUAACUGGACAAUUUGGAUAUAUUACUGAUGGUCCAGGGAACUAUAAAUACAAGACAAAGUGUACAUGGCUUAUUGAAGGAACGCCAAACACUAUAUUGAGGCUUCGAUUCAUUCACUUUGCUACAGAGUGCAGCUGGGAUCACUUAUACGUGUAUGAUGGGGACUCUAUUUACUCACCAUUAUUAGCUGUGUUCAGUGGUUUGAUCGUACCUGAGAAGAAUGGGAAUGGAACAAUACCAGAAGUUGUUUCAAGAUCUGGGUAUGCUUUGCUGCAUUUUUUCAGUGAUGCCGCAUACAAUCUGACUGGAUUCAACAUAACGUACAACAUCAACUCUUGCCCAAACAACUGUUCAGGGCAUGGAGAAUGUGUGGAAGGCACUGACAAUAACACUGUCCAAUGUCUGUGUGGAGAAAACUGGAAAGGAGAGUCGUGUGAUAUACCUUACUGCGUGGACAAUUGUGGCUUUCCACUCCGCGGUGAAUGUGACUUGAACGAUACCAAAGCUUGUCUGUGUAAAGAUGGCUGGCGAGGUCCUGACUGCUCACUUCGAGCGAAUCAAUCAUUUUGGGAAUGGGAUGAGUAUGAGGUGCCCAUGCUGGGCCGGGCUUCCCACAAGACAGUUGUCAGUGACAAUGUCAUGUGGGUUAUUGGAGGUUACGUGUUCAAUUACUCCGAGUACCAGAUGGUUGCAGCUUUUGACUUAAGAGAACUGAAAUGGCAGAAGUUGAAGAAAUCAGCAGACCAAGUGGUUGGGCGAUAUGGCCAUUCUGUGGCUCUGUAUAAGGAUAAAAUUUACAUGUACGGAGGGAAAAUUGACUCGACGGGAAAUAUCACCAACCAGCUGUGGGUGUUCCACAUUCAGAAUCAGUCAUGGGUGCCGCUGACUCCGAAGGCAAAGCAGCAGUAUGCAGUGGUGGGCCACUCUGCACAUGUAGUGCGGAUGAACGAUGGCAGUGUUAUGAUGUUGGUCAUCUUUGGCUACUGCCCGCUUUACGGAUAUGUCAGCAAGAUACAAGCAUAUAAUCUUGGUAAAAAUACAUGGAAUAUACUGCAAACAAAUGGUGCCUUAGUUCAAGGAGGCUAUGGUCAUAGCAGUGUAUAUGACUUGAAGACACGAGCUAUUUACAUACAUGGUGGAUAUAAAGCUGACAGUGCAAAUAAAUACGGCCUCAGAGAUGACCUGUACCAGUAUGAUGUGGAUAGCUUUAAAUGGACAAUUUUAAAGGACAGAGGCUUCUUCCGUUAUCUGCACACGGCCAUUAUUGAAAGCGGGACAAUGUUGGUAUUUGGUGGUAACACUCACAAUGACACUUCUAUGAGCCACGGAGCAAAAUGCUUUUCUUCAGACUUCAUGGCUUAUGACUUGGCUUGUGAUGAGUGGACUGUGUUGCCUGCGCUGGACCUCCCUCACGAUGUAAACCGGUUUGGUCAUUCGGCUGUAUUCAGCAAUGGCACUAUGUACAUUUUUGGCGGGUUCAACAGUCUUCUGCUGAGCGAUGUACUUAUGUUCACGCCAGCCAAGUGUGACGCUUUCUCUGACGAGGCACCGUGCAUGGAAGCGGGGCCUGGAAUCCGAUGUGUCUGGCGCACAAACACAUCGCAAUGUGUGCCUUGGGAAAUGGCAACAGAGGGAGAAAAGCAUCAGAUUUCAAAAACAUGUGUCAACAAGACCUACGCAGAUAACGAAAAGUGUGAUCAGUACACCGAUUGCUACAGCUGUACUGUGAACACAAAUGGUUGUCAAUGGUGCCAUGACAAGUGCUUGUCAAAGAACAGUAACUGCACGGAAGCCUCUGGAGCAAUUGGGAGUUUUGGAGCUUGUCCAAAGGAUAAACCCGAGUACGUUUGCAAUAAGCUGACAAGCUGCAAAAGUUGUGCUGUGGACCAGAACUGUCAGUGGGAGCCUCGGAAUCAAGAAUGCAUUCCGUUACCCGAAACUAUAUGUGGAGAGAACUGGCACUUAGUGGGAAAUUCAUGCCUGACAAUCACCAAUAUAAAAAAUGACUACGAUAAUGCAAAACUGUUCUGCAGAGGUCAGAAAGCUGCAUUAGUUUCACUGACGUCACAGAAGAAAGUUGACUUUGUUCUGAAGGAAUUACAGAUCAUGCACAUGUCGAACAAAGAAGACUUAACCCCUUGGGUUGGGUUACGGAAAAUAAAUGUUUCUUAUUGGUGCUGGGAAGAUAUGUCACCCUUCACAAACACAUCACUACAAUGGAUGAAUGAGGAGCCAAGUGAUGCAGGAUUUUGUGGCUAUAUGGCAGAACCAAACUAUGCCGGCUUGAAAGCAGCAACCUGCAUCAACUUAGUGAAUGGAAGUGUAUGUGAAAGACCAGCAAACCACAGCACCAAUCAGUGCCGCACACCUUGUGCAUUGAGGACCGGAUGUAGUGAAUGUACAACUGGCAACUCGGAGUGUAUGUGGUGCAGCAACAUGAAGCAGUGUGUUGAUGCCAAUGCUUAUGUGGCUUCAUUUCCUUUUGGCCAGUGCAUGGAAUGGUCUACUUCCAACAAUUGUUCACCUGAGAAUUGUUCUGGUUACCGUACGUGCAGUCACUGUUUGGAGCAGCCUGGAUGUGGAUGGUGUACUGACCCCAGCAAUACAGGAAAAGGACAGUGCAUAGAAGGAUCUUAUCGUGGGCCAAUGAAAAUAUCGACAGUAAACACCCCCCCUACACCCAUUCUCAACAUCAGCAUGUGUCCAGCGGAAACAAAGUUCAACUGGUCCUUUAUCCAGUGUCCAGCUUGUCAGUGUAACGGCCACAGCAAGUGUGUAAAUGAAAGCAUCUGUGAAAAAUGUGAAGACCUAACAACUGGCAACCACUGUGAUACUUGCAUCUCUGGUUAUUAUGGUGACCCGACAAAUGGAGGAAGUUGCCAAUCCUGCAAGUGCAAUGGGCAUGCAUCCAUCUGCGAUACUAAGACAGGCAAAUGCUUCUGCACCACUAAAGGAAUCAAAGGCGACAAGUGUCAGCUAUGUGAUGUGGAAACACGAUAUCAGGGAAAUCCAUUGAGAGGAACUUGUUACUACACGCUGCUGAUUGACUACCAGUUCACCUUCAGCCUCUCUCAAGAGGAUGACCGUCACUACACUGCUAUUAACUUUGUUGCCACCCCUCAGGAGCAAAACCGAGACCUGGAUAUGUUUAUCAAUGCAUCAAAAAACUUCAACCUGAACAUAACAUGGUCAAAUAGUUUCUUGGCAGGGACACCGCCAGGAGAAGAAAUGCCGAUCAUUUCAAAGACCAACAUCAAGGAAUACAAGGAUAGCUUCUCCAAUGAGAAGUUCGAUUUCCGUAACAAUCCUAACAUAACUUUCUUUGUGUACGUAAACAACUUCACCUGGCCUAUAAAAAUACAGAUUGCCUUUUCACAACAUAGCAACUUUAUGGACCUCGUGCAGUUCUUUGUCACCUUUUUCAGUUGUUUUCUGUCCUUAUUGUUGGUGGCUGCUGUGGUGUGGAAGAUUAAGCAGAGCUGCUGGGCAUCAAGGAGAAGAGAGCAACUUCUACGAGAGAUGCAACAGAUGGCGAGUCGACCCUUUGCCACGAUCAAUGUCGCCUUGGAGACAGAAGAGGAGCCACCUGAUCUUAUUGGAGGAAGCAUCAAGAGUAUCCCGAAGCCCAUAGCAUUAGAGCCGUGUUUUGGCAAUAAAGCAGCUAUCUUAUCGAUAUUUGUACGACUACCAAGAGGAUUGGGAGGAAUCCCACCGCCUGGACAGUCAGGUCUUGCUGCAGCCAGUGCAUUGGUAGACAUCUCCCAACAGAAGUCCCUGGAUCACAAAGAGAAAUCCGGAGCGAUGCGGAAUAGGAAACACCUUCCCCCUGCACAGCCAGGCACUUGCAUCUGAUGCUGUCAAUCCUCCUUUGUCAAGCCCGAAUACUUUUUUUUUGAAAAACAAGAAAACUUAGCUUGAGGAGCCGGUCCACCUUCUGUUCUGAGAUUAUGGCCAAACACAAAAACUAAAACCAUUUUGAGAAACACAGAAAUCUCCAUCUGCUCCCCCCCCCCCCCCCCCAACCUGCAUGUCUGCGACUUUCUUACAGAAGAUUACGUGCUAGUAUCUAUGUCUCCGAGACCAAGUUUUCUCAUCAGCCCACCUUUUUGCUUUUGCCUUUGCGUUCACCUAGUGAAAACUAUUGUGAUAGAAUUGUCCAGAGGAACAGGGAAAACUAUGUUCAAAGGCGGUGGCGUCUGGUCUUUCAAAUACUUUGAUUCUUCACAAGGCACUUUGGACAAAAUGACUCUGUAUAAUCCAAGAGACAUAGUGGCGGAUGUUAAUGGGCGUGACGUUCCUUGGUUCUGACUACUGCAGCAGAUUAUCGUCCUCUCUUUCGGAGGGCGGUAGAGGGAAGUGAAGACCGUCUGGCUUGGCUUGCUUAGGAUUCCAGCUCUGAUUUAGAAUGGUCGCAGGUUGUAUCAACACAGGGAAGUGUAUAAACAUACCUCAGUUUAGAUAUAAACCCAACAGUAGUCUUCCAAGAUAACUUCAAUUACAACUUUCAUAGCCUCCAGAAACCUUAUAAGGAAGCUGCAAAACUAAACACAUUUUAUUGGAAUAACACUAUCAGCUGAUUCUUGUUCUUCUCUCUGUAGUCAGGUUCAGGCGGGCAGGAGGCCGGGUAUAUUUAUUUAUUUUACAGGGAACAUGGUAAGACGUACAAAAUGGAAAGCAAGCUGAUUUUUCGUUAUUUUAUUUGUCCCGAAAACAAAAAAGCAAAGCAAAUUGGCAUUACAUUUUAUAUUUGCCCUAAACAGUGAAAGUUAAGGAUGUCUUGUGGAAGAGAAAUGGUCUGUAUCAGCUUGGCUCGUAAUCACGGUAUAGCUGCUCUCGACAGGGCAGUAAGGAACAGUUCACCUCUGGAAGUAGCUUGCAUGUCUAGUGAUGCUCGAUCAAAAUUAUAUCUUGAUCCCAAUAUAAGCUAUCAUGAGAAACAGGAAAAUAAAAGACCUUCACCCAUUGUAGUUAUCCGCUUUACCACAAUAACUCGGUGGAUCUGUUCCUCAGUGAUUCGGGUGCACUAUGCUGGAUGUCAUCUCCUUAACAUUUUGUAACACUAGCAAAACCGUGUCAGAUAAAGCAUCCAGUGUUUUUGUUUUCUGUGCUGUUGCGCUACCUUUUAAUGGAUGAGAGCAAUAUUAUUUGCCUUGAGAUAUAUAUAUAUAUUAUAUAUAUAUAUAUAUAUAUAUAUAUAAUAUAUAUAUAUUUUUUUUUAAACUGUGGUCUUAGGGCUGGCUGGUGAGGUCGUGAAGUAUCUCUAGGUUAUUCUUUGCUGCUGAAUGCCGAGCCAGCGAUGUUGUGGUCAAAGGAGUGGAAACGUCAAACGGCCCAAGUCUAUGGAAGCUGAAGAUGUUGGAAACACCCAGCCAGGUCGGCAAUUGCAGGGAGACCAAAUGGAAGAGUUGCAAGCCCGGCCCUUCUGCAGACCCAAGUAUCAUGUUCAUCUCGAUUAGCUUCUCUUAAUCAAAGACAGUUUGCCUCCAAAAUGUUAAACCCUUUUUUCCUCUCAGAUACCUGGAGCAUGCUUCCAGCAUUUCCUGACACUGAAAUAUUAAUUCCAGAUUUUAAGUGCGAGCAACUGUUUCAGAUUCAUUCCCUUGAGUCAAGCUGUUGAUAUUGCAUUUUACUAAUGGAAAACUAACAAAAGUGCAUGAUAAAUCAAUUUAAUGUUGCCGUUUUGAGACUCGGAAUUAUCGGAACAUUUAACUGGAGCUUACUUAAUUCAUGGGUUUCAAAUGACCCAGAAAUGUAAUUAUGACUGUGACCUGAUGGCUAUCUGACAUGGUAAAUUAAAGCACUCAAAGAUGGAUCAAAUGUACAUAGAACUCGCUCCGUUCUGAAGCUGCAUAAAUGGCAAUGAUUCAUAAUUAACACAAGAAACCUGAACUGUUGGAAGUGGUUAAAUGCAAGGGGCUUCUGCAGCAACGGCAACAGCUCGCUGCGUACCAGUCUCAUUCAUCUCGAUUAUUCAACUCAGGAUUCCUCCUAAGAUCAAAGGUCAGUGCACAAACCCUACACUCCGGGGAGAUAUUCUGUCCAGUUGACUUGCGCUGGGGAAAUAGGGUGGAAAGAAAGAAGGCAAGAUGUCUUACUGUAAUACAAUUUCAACUCUCCUCGUCCAACUGUGCUGUCAACGAUUGUACCAACUGAUGUGGAUAUGAAAUCAGGGCAUUUUUCUUUCAAAACGUUGCUUCAAACUUUGGCAUCUUAAAAGUAUCUAAUGGCCACUAAAACACGGAUUUCCUACCAACACGAGGAAAAACUGGAAUCUAAAUCCUUCCCAAAAAUUCAGUGGAGUAAACGGAAGGAAACAAAGAUGCCUGAAAUAUUUGAACAUUGUCUAUACAUCGCAAGCAACCUGAUAAUGUACACUUGUCUGAUUAAUUGGUUAUGUAGUACAUUCUUUGAUCUUUUAAUGUCUGGAUGCUGUAGUCACAUCUAUUAAAUACUAUGUUUCAUACU
Messenger RNA from Amblyraja radiata (thorny skate), 6794 nucleotides. It is a transcript of the gene atrn, whose product is annotated as attractin. The record is from RefSeq and is a predicted model, not a curated record. The transcript has 29 exons. Lineage: Eukaryota; Metazoa; Chordata; Chondrichthyes; Rajiformes; Rajidae. Bases 21 to 4181 code for a protein of 1386 amino acids. Gene Ontology annotation, molecular function: protein binding. Gene Ontology annotation, cellular component: Golgi apparatus.